ACCCAUUUUCUCUCUUUCUCUUUUUCUUUCUGUACAAGAACACAAAAAAAAAACCCCGAAGGAAGAGGAGGAAGAAGAAGAUUGGUCACAUAUUUUCUUAAUUAAUCAAAUAUUUUAGGUAUUUUCUAAUUUCUUAAUUUCUCUCCUUAAUUUAUGUGUAUUCAAUCUAAUUUGACCCGGUUUCGAUGUUGUCGAAUUUUGGGUCGGGAAUGAUGCCCAUCAAUUAUGGUUAAUCUUUUAUUUCGAUAAUUGAACCCAACUACAUGUGUAUUUCGACCCGGUUAAAGAGAGUUGAACACGAAAUUGACGAAUUUUGUUUAAAACUCACCCCACUUUAUGUUGGAAACACAUUAUUUGCAGUUUUUGGUCAUUUCGUAUUAUUGUCGGUUUUUAGUAAUUGGUGGAUUAUUUGGGGUAUUUGGGAAAUAAACAGGGAGUCAAUUGUUACGUUUUAUUAUUUGGGUAGAAGAUAGGAAUUAUGCAGACUAUAUAAUCUGUAGUAGUGGUCUUAUUUUUCAUUAAGCAAUUACAGAACAAAAACCUAAAGCCUAAUCUCUCUCUCUCCCUCUCUCCUACGUCUUUCUCCUCUCCCUCUCCUCUUCCAAAGCUGCGGCAGCAGCAAGCUUUCUUCCCCCUUCCCUUUGUUCUAAAAUUCACAAUUCCAAUCCCUAGCUAGGUCAAUUCCCAGUUGAUCUAGCUAAAUUCCCUAAUCCCGAACCGUUAGAAACCUUGUUUCUAACAUCUGGUAUCAGAGCCCGGUUCGAGAGUGAGUUCUUUUGAGCUUUUGAACCAGGGCAAGCAACGAAAGAGGUCCCGGAAUUGGACCGAAUCCGGAAGAGGGCCGAUGAGGAGGGGCGCGGCCAGGGGGUCGGACCGACCGCCCGGGUGUGGGCCGUGCCGAGGAGGUUUGUCCGGGCCGGGCCGAACCGGGUUGGGUCGACCAGAGUGGGUUGGACCGGGUGGAGUCGAACCGGGUCGGACCUGUUCCUGGGCGGAUUAGGCGAUCGGGAGUCUGGCAUCAGGAGAGAUCUCGGCAGGGGUUCGGGACCAUCUUACCUGCCAGUUCAGGGUCCCCGUUCACCGGCAGAGUAGUGGGAUGCUAGUCAGACACGGAAGGCGAGUCUGGACAAGUAUGCGGAGUACCCGUUCGAGGAGGAAGAGGAGUGGGGCAGAAGCAGAGGGCCGCCAGGACCGCGGGGCUAUCAUGACCGAGUGUCGGGGUACGAUAGGUAUGACAGCUAUCCUCACGGCUAUGAUGGCGAUAUGGUGUUUAGGGCCAAACCCCCUACCAUUGAGUUUCCAAAAUUCAAUGGUCAGGAGGAUGUAGGUCUAUGGUUGUAUGCAGCUGACAGGUGGUUCAAGAAUCACCCCACCAAGGAAGAAAGGAAGGCUCACCUGACGUCCUUCUACCUAGAGGGAGACGCGUUACAGUGGUGGGAGUGGCUAGAGCGAUCAUGCGCAGCUGCGCAGACCUUGAUCACCUGGCCCUUGUUCAAGGAAGAGCUGCGGUACCAGUUUGGAAAAUCAGAAGGGUGGGCACCGGAGCAACUAGCUAAGUUGCGCCAAACUGGGACAGUAGCGGAGUACAAGGCGGAGUUCUUCAAGCUGGGCAAUCAAUGCAAGGGAGUGCCGGAGGAGAACCUGGUUGGGUUGUGCAUGGCUGGCCUAAAGCCGGAGAUAGCCGCGGCGGUUAAGGUUUUCGAGCCCGACUCGCUGCGGUCUGCUUUUCGUCUUGCAGGUUAUAAGGAGGAGAAGCUGACCAGCUGGAGGAGCACGAUUGGGCGGUUCCCAAAGGCAAGUGGGAGUGGAGGAGGUGGCGUUGGAUCAGGCGGAGGGGGGGGGGGGGGAGGGCGAGUGCGGCCACUGGCACCGGGCUGUCGCCAGCUGGCGCAGCCAUCUCGAGUAGGCAAGCAAGCACCUAGGCCACCCCCAAAAGGGUUCGUGAGGCUCUCACCACAGGAGAUCGAGCAGAAGAGAAGGGAGGGCAAGUGUUUCAAUUGCGACGAAAGGUUCACCGUGGGACACAAGUGCACCAAGCCCGAAUUGAUGAUGCUGGUGGGACGUUGGGAAGAUGAAGCAGAGGAGGAAGCAGCCGAAGAAGGACCGCCAGAGUUGGAGUAGGACCCAAAACCUUGAGGACAAGGUUGUUUCUGAAGAAGGCGGGGAUGUUGGAAACACAUUAUUUGCAGUUUUUGGUCAUUUCGUAUUAUUGCCGGUUUUUAGUAAUUGAGAGAUUAUUUGGGAAAUAAACAGGGAGUCAAUUGUUACGUUUUAUUAUUUGGGUAGAAGAUAGGAAUUAUGCAGACUAUAUAAUCUGUAGUAGUGGUCUUAUUUUUCAUUAAGCAAUUGCAGAACAAAAACCUAAAGCCUAAUCUCUCUCUCUCUCUCCCUCUCUCUUGCGUCUUUCUCCUCUCCCUCCCCUCUUCCAAAGCUGCGGCAGCAGCAAGCUUUCUUCCCCUUCCCUUUGUUCUAAAAUUCCCAAUUCCAAUCCCUAGCUAGGUCAAUUCCCAGUUGAUCUAGCUAAAUUUCACAAUCCCGAACACGUUAGAAACCUUGUUUCUAACACUUUAUCAAGCAGGUCAGAGCGAGUUGAAUCCAGCGCUGAAUAGUUUUUGGCCGAGGAUGGGUUUCACCCACGUUUGUAAUUGACGGGUUGGGUCAGAUGAUGUCCCAUCAGCUAUAGUUUAUCUAUUAUUUCGAUAAUUGAACCCAACUACAUGUGUAUUUUACCCCGAUAGCGAGUUUAACACGAAUUGACGCAUAUUUGGUAGAGAACAAAUUGAUGUGAACAUUACCUGCCGUCAAGAAAAAUUAGAACAUUUU
Molecule: messenger RNA, 2823 nt
Organism: Linum trigynum
Lineage: Eukaryota; Viridiplantae; Streptophyta; Magnoliopsida; Malpighiales; Linaceae
Source: the annotation of a GenBank genome assembly